CAGAUCCGCCACCCGAUCGCACGUGCCCGCGCCGCACCUAACCGCCGGCUCACCAGGCUACCUCAACUUCCAGCGCCCGUUUCACGGCGACCGGAAGGUGCGCCGCGCGUAACCACUUCCACCGACUUUAAAAACACGCCGCGCCGCUCCCGCAACAGAAGCCGCACAUCAGGCACCCGCCGUCCCCGAGUCCAUAUGGCACCCGCCGCGUCCUCGCCGGCGCCGCACGUGGCCGUGGUGGCGUUCCCGUUCAGCUCCCACGCGGCGGUGCUGCUCGCCUUCGCGCGGGCGCUGGCCGCCGCCGCGGCGCCCGCGGGGGCCACGAUCUCGUUCCUCUCCACCGCGUCCUCCAUCGCGCAGCUCCGCAGGGCCGCCGGCGGCGCUGGCGGGAUGCCGGGGAACCUGCGCUUCGUGGAGGUCCCGGACGGGGCGCCGCCUCCCGCGGCGGAGAGGGCUGCAGUCCCGGUGCCGCGGCAGAUGGAGCUGUUCAUGGCCGCCGCGGAGGCCGGAGGGGUGGAGGCCGGGCUGGAGGCGGCCCGCGCCGCGGCGGGCGGGGUCAGGGUGAGCUGCGUGGUGGGCGACGCGUUCGUGUGGCCCGCGGCGGAGGCGGCCGCCGCGGCGGGCGCGCCGUGGGUGCCCGUGUGGACAGCCGCGUCGUGCGCGCUCCUGGCGCACCUCCGCACCGACGCGCUCCGGGCCGACGUCGGCGACCAGGCCGUGAGCAGGGCGGAUGAGCUGCUGGUGUCGCACCCGGGCCUCGCCAGCUACCGCGUCCGCGACCUCCCUGACGGCGUGGUCUCCGGCGACUUCAACUACGUCAUCAGCCGCCUCGUCCACCGCAUGGGCCAGGUCCUCCCGCGCGCCGCCGCCGCCGCCGUCGCGCUCAACACCUUCCCGGGCCUGGACCCACCCGACGUCACCGCUGCCCUCGCCGAGCUGCUCCCCAACUGCCUCCCGCUCGGCCCCUACCACCUCCUCCUCCCCAAGGACACCACCGCCGCCGCCGCCGCCGCGCCUGCAGCCGACGACCCACACGGCUGCCUCGCCUGGCUCGACCGCCACCCGGCGCGCUCGGUGGUGUACGUGAGCUUCGGCACGGUGGCGUCCCCGCGCCCCGACGAGCUCCGUGAGCUGGCGGCGGGGCUGGAGUCCUCCGGCGCGCCGUUCCUGUGGUCCCUCCGCGAGGACUCGUGGCCGCUCCUCCCGCCAGGUUUCCUCGACCGCGCCUCCGCCGCCGGGUCCGGGGGGCUCGUGGUGCCCUGGGCGCCGCAGGUGGCCGUGCUGCGCCACGCCGCCGUGGGCGCGUUCGUGACGCACGCCGGGUGGGGAUCGGUGAUGGAGGGCGUGGCGAGCGGCGUGCCCAUGGCGUGCCGCCCCUUCUUCGGGGACCAGCGGAUGAACGCGCGGUCCGUGGCGCACGUGUGGGGGUUCGGCGCGGCCUUCGAGGGCGCCACGAUGACGCGCGCCGGGGUGGCCACCGCCGUGGGAGAGAUGCUCCGCGGGGAGGAAGGGGUGAGGAUGAGGGCCAGGGCGCGGGAUCUGCAGGCCGCCGUGGCCGCCGCGUUCGCGCCCGGCGGCGCGUGCAGGAGGAACUUCGACAAGUUCGUGGAGAUCGUCUGCCGCGCUUAAAAGUCAUCUGAAGAAUGUUGAGAUGAAUGCUGCUUCAGUUCUUUGUGGAUGUACACCUGGAUCAUUUCGUCGUCAUUUCACGGCCAUUCCUAAUUUCCUAUCACCAUGGCUCGUUCCGUUUCUGGUCGUCAGCUAGGAGUCGAUGUCACACGUUGUGUGCCCGGUGAAGUCCGGUCAUGGCGACGAGCUUCCUGGGGGCAUGCAAAUCGAGCUCUCAGUUUUCUUUCGUUUUUGGACGUGCUAACAGUCGAUCGCCCAUCAGACGAUUGGAAGUGCUACAUUCCCCUA
Molecule: messenger RNA, 1917 nt
Organism: Setaria italica (foxtail millet)
Lineage: Eukaryota; Viridiplantae; Streptophyta; Magnoliopsida; Poales; Poaceae
Product: anthocyanidin 3-O-glucosyltransferase
Exons: 2
Coding region: 196-1629 (477 amino acids)
Molecular function (GO): UDP-glycosyltransferase activity
Source: RefSeq, a predicted model, not a curated record